AUGUUGCGAAAGACCCUUCGCUUAAAUCGGCCGCAGCUUGUCGAAGACUACUACAACCAGCCUGAAGCCGUGGAUAAUCUUUACCAAGCAGACUUCGCACACGAUUCGGAGGCAGCAGAUUGCGUCCUAUGCCAGCAAGAAGUCCAGAACGUCGUUCAAAGACGUCCACGUUAUUUGAGAGACGCUCCAGAUGGCUUCGAAAACGCAAAGUUCGUUAGAGUUAGGUCAGAUCAGUUUGCAGACUAUCCGACGGUGCACUACGGGACCAUCGCAUCUGCUGACACACUUAUGAAGAACGGUGUAGAAAGAGAGGAAACUUGUCGACAGGUGAAAAUGCAGAGGAAGGCAGAUGGGCUCUGUUUCGAGAUGGAAGCUGCUGGUAUAGUCAAGAGCUGGCCUUGUCUUGUUGUACGUUCAAUCUGCGACUACUCGGACUCGCUAUUAGUGCCAUGA
Zasmidium cellare ATCC 36951 is the source of this 453-nucleotide messenger RNA. RefSeq lists its product as uncharacterized. Gene Ontology annotation, biological process: nucleoside metabolic process. The transcript has a single exon. The record is from RefSeq and is a predicted model, not a curated record. NCBI's taxonomy places the organism in Eukaryota, Fungi, Ascomycota, Dothideomycetes, Mycosphaerellales, Mycosphaerellaceae. Bases 1 to 453 code for a protein of 150 amino acids. Gene Ontology annotation, molecular function: catalytic activity.